UUCAUCUGUUUUCCUAACCUUAUUAUUUGACAAUGAAAAUUGAGGUUAUGAGAUUUAUCGUACAAUUUACUCGUAAAUUAUCAACUACAGCAAUAAAACAGUAUGCCGAACGAAUACCUCAACCCCUGCGAAGUACAAAAUCGAAAUCGGACAAAACCUCGGUUCAAUCCUUUGCCGACUUAAAAAGGGUACGUGUGGUUGGCGGUAAGGGCGGCGACGGUUGCAUUUCGUUUUUGCACCUGUGGUCGAACGAAAACGCAGGACCCGAUGGCGGUGAUGGUGGCAACGGAGGUCACGUGAUAUUUAAAGCGUCUAACAAUGCGAAAGAUCUGUCUAUGGUUACUAGCGUUUUACAAGCGGAUAAAGGUGAAAAGGGCUUCAAUAAGGAUUGUCAUGGGAAGAGUGCCGAUCACAACAUUAUCGAAGUGCCGAUUGGGACAGUCAUAAAGAAUUCUAAUGGAAAGGUAGUUGGCGAUUUAGGGGUGGAGGGAUUGAUGUUUAUUGCUGCCAGAGGUGGAUCAGGAGGCAAGGGUAAUCAUUUUUUUAUUUCCGACACGGAACAGGCGCCUAAAAUCUCGGAGUAUGGUGCAGAGGGCGAGGAUUUGCAAUACACUUUAGAAGUCCGUAGCAUGGCACAUUUAGGGCUGAUUGGGUUUCCUAAUGCUGGAAAGAGUACACUAUUGCGCGCAAUUUCACGAGCGCGCCCAAAAGUGGCGCCGUAUCCCUUCACCACUUUGAAGCCCUACGUUGGUAUGGUGCAGUACGACGAUUACGAGCAAGUGGCUGUCGCCGAUUUACCCGGACUCAUCCCGGAUUCGCAUAAAAAUCGUGGUUUGGGAAUACAAUUUUUGCAGCACGCGGAACGCUGCAUGGGACUGCUGUACAUUUUAGAUAUAUCCCUCGAUUCACCUUGGGAACAUUUUAGCACCUUGCAAUACGAAAUGGGACAGUUCAACAAAAAUCUUUUGAAAAGGCCCCAAUUAAUCAUCGCGAAUAAAAUGGAUUUACCGGAGGCGGAAGAAAAUUUAGCUACCUUUAGAAGUAAAACUGAAUUGCCAAUUAUAGCAAUUAGUGCUAAAUUAGGGAUUAAUAUUAAGGAAUUGUUACAUAAAAUCAGAGAGAUUUAUGAUGAAAAUAAAGAAAGUACUUCAUAGGUUUUUUGAUACAAUACUGGCCGGUUUAGAGUUACAUUAACCAGGUGACGCCCAUCUGGGUUGAGUGGUACGGUUUAUUGCAAUUACUGGGUUCUGUAAUGAACACGUUCUAAGAUUGUUUCCAUGGGAAUUUCUACAAACCAAUUGAACUAUGCCAUAGAGAUUUAGUAACCAUAGCAAUAACUUAUUAAAACUUCAAAAAUAUUUAGACACAAAAUAGACCAAAUCUUUUUGUAACAAUGAUAGAUUCCCAAAAUAAACGUUGCCAUCACAAGCACAUCGAGGACGUGAUCGAUGCAAGAAAGAAACUCUCUAAUUUUGACACAUAUGAAAACCCACCAAAACGCCGACCUUUAUCAGCACCUGUAGCUUCAAUCUCCAAAAAAUCGUCUUAUUGCCUACUCCACGACACUACAAACUGGUCGAAUGAAGCGGAUUUGGAACCGUCAGAUUCGGAAGUGACAAUUAUACGCAUUAAAAAAAGAGGUCUCCGUAACAGAACUUUGGAAAAUAAGUGGAAUUUAAAGGACCAGGCGAUACCCGGCGAUGGGACUCAUUUUGCCCGCAGCCCAUCGCUUAUAAACUUGGUCACAUUAGUUCGUCGUGGUUGUGGAAAUGCAAACGAGAGUUGCACGCAGGAAUAUAUGGUGCCUCUAUCAUCGUGGGAGCCUUAUGCGUUUGAUGAAAGCGACUGCGAAUCUUUGGCUGGGUUAGGCUAUACCGCUUUCAAGUUCUGAUAUUGCAUUUCCAUAGCCUUUGUCAUAGAAGGGAAUUUGAAAAACCAUGUUCAUUUCUGUAUUAGUAGAUUUUAUACACAGUAAAGGACUGUUUUGGUUUCCCAA
Messenger RNA from Photinus pyralis (common eastern firefly), 1996 nucleotides. RefSeq names its product mitochondrial ribosome-associated GTPase 2. Gene Ontology annotation, cellular component: mitochondrion. The coding region runs from base 33 to 1154 and encodes 373 amino acids. NCBI's taxonomy places the organism in Eukaryota, Metazoa, Arthropoda, Insecta, Coleoptera, Lampyridae. The record is from RefSeq and is a predicted model, not a curated record. Gene Ontology annotation, molecular function: GTPase activity; magnesium ion binding; GTP binding. The transcript is spliced from 3 exons.